Messenger RNA from Gracilinanus agilis (Agile Gracile Mouse Opossum), 1897 nucleotides. It is a transcript of the gene CTTNBP2NL, whose product is annotated as CTTNBP2 N-terminal like. Lineage: Eukaryota; Metazoa; Chordata; Mammalia; Didelphimorphia; Didelphidae. The coding region runs from base 76 to 1893 and encodes 605 amino acids. The record is from RefSeq and is a predicted model, not a curated record. The transcript is spliced from 5 exons.
GGAGAGGUAGGAGCCACUGGGCCGGGCGCUCAGGGACUGCGAGGAGACCGGAGUCUCCAGAGAAAGGCAUUCAGGAUGAAUCUGGAAAAACUCAGCAAGCCGGAGCUCUUGACCCUCUUCAGCAUUCUGGAAGGCGAGCUAGAAGCAAGGGAUCUUGUCAUCGAAGCUUUAAAGGCCCAACACCGAGACACUUUCAUUGAAGAGCGCUAUGGAAAAUAUAACAUCAGUGAUCCUUUAAUGGCUCUUCAGAGAGACUUUGAAACACUCAAGGAGGAAAAUCAUGGGGAUAAGCAACCUGUCAGCCCCCACCCCCUGUCUGUUCUUAAGGCAGUGAUGAAGCAGUGCAGAAACAUGCAAGAACGUAUGCUGUCCCAACUGGCUGCUGCGGAGAGUCGACACCGCAAGGUAAUCCUAGAUCUUGAGGAAGAAAGACAGAGACACGCCCAAGACACUGCCGACGGAGACAAUAUCACCUACAUGUUGGAGAAGGAGCGAGAGCGACUGACCCAGCAGCUGGAGUUUGAGAAGUCCCAAGUGAAGAAGUUUGAGAAGGAGCAGAAGAAGCUGUCCAGCCAGCUGGAGGAGGAGCGCUCACGCCACAAGCAGCUCUCGUCCAUGCUGGUGCUGGAGUGUAAGAAGGCGAGCAGCAAGGCGGCCGAGGAGGGCCAGAAGGCCGGCGAGCUCAGCCUGCGGCUGGAGAAGGAGAGGAGCCGCGCCAGCCGGCUGGAGGAGGAGCUGGCGGCCGAGAGGAAGCGGGGCCUGCACACAGAGGCGCAGGUGGAGAAGCAGUUGUCCGAGUUUGACAUCGAGAGGGAGCAGCUGCGGGCCAAGCUGAAGCGCGAGGAGAAUCGCACCCGAACCCUCAAAGAAGAGAUGGAGGCGCUGAGAAGGACCCUGAGGGACCUGGAGGCCUCUCUGCAAGGGCAAGGCAGCGAGGCCGUAUCCCGGAGCACCGCCACCGAUCCCCCACAGCGGGCCUCCGCGUCCUGCCAGACAGAGAGUCCCGGGGAAAGGGCGGCCAAGGCGGCAACCGCCGGGACCCUGUCCCCACCCGCACACCCCUACGCCAAAGCCAAUGGCCACUGCGACGGGGAGGUGUGCCCAGGCAGGGGUGCAGAGAGCCCGGUGCCCCCAAGAGAGAGCGUGCUGGAGAAUGGGGGGUCUCCCGUGGGGCUGGAGCCCCCCGUGCCCCUCCCCUCACAGAGCUCCCCGUCUCCAGGCGGAACCGCCGCCUCCUCUCUGACCUCCUCGCCGUGCUCCUCGCCUGUCCUGACCAAGCGCUUGAUGGGGCCGGGGGCCGGCAGCCCCGGCUACCAGUCAUCGUACCAAGUGGGGAUCAACCAGAGGUUUCACGCGGCUCGGCACAAAUUCCAGGUCCAGGCGGAUCAGGAGCAACAGAGCGGCGGCCUGCAGAGUCCCCCCUCCAGGGACCUGUCCCCCACCCUUGUGGACAACUCGGCCGCCAAGCAGCUGGCCCGGAACACGGUCACUCAGGUGCUGUCCAGGUUCACUAGCCAGCAAGGGCCUAUCAAGCCCGUCUCUCCCAACAGCUCCCCCUUUGGCACAGACUAUCGCAAUCUGGCCUCUAGCGGUAGCCCGCGGGGCGACAGCGGCCACUCCCCCACCCCGGGGAAGGUCUCCAGCCCUCUGAGCCCCCUGUCUCCCGGGAUCAAAUCGCCCACCAUCCCCCGCGCGGAGAGGGGGAACCCUCCGCCCAUCCCCCCAAAAAAGCCAGGCCUCACCCCGACGCCGUCCCCUACAGCUCCCCUGACCAAAACCCCUUCCCAGGCCGCUGCCCUGAGCACCACGGAAGACCUGCCCGGCAGCUGCUCUGCCAAUGCGGUCGUGGCCAAUGGCAAAGAGCUCGAGAUCCUCCUGCCCACCAGCAGCUAGUGCC